Raphanus sativus (radish) is the source of this 903-nucleotide messenger RNA. RefSeq names its product probable glutamate carboxypeptidase AMP1. Bases 1 to 903 code for a protein of 300 amino acids. The record is from RefSeq and is a predicted model, not a curated record. The transcript has a single exon. Gene Ontology annotation, molecular function: carboxypeptidase activity. Lineage: Eukaryota; Viridiplantae; Streptophyta; Magnoliopsida; Brassicales; Brassicaceae.
AUGUCGCAGCCUCGCGUCUCUUUCCGACAUCCACCGCCGCUCUGUUCUUUCCUCUUCGCCAUAGUCCUCUUAGUCGCCACUUUCUACACCCUCCACCACCCAGACGCCACUCCUCCUCAUCUCUUCUCCCCAAACAAACACAACUCCCUCACUCUCCGCCGCCUCUUCCUCUCCUCCGCCUCCAACGCCACCGUCUCCUCCUACCUCCACUCCUUAACCCGUCACCCUCACCUCGCCGGAACAAAACCCUCUCUAGACACGCUCAACUACGUCCUAAACCACUUCCAAAGCCUCCGACUCGAUGACACCCGCGUCGCCGAGUACGAAGCUCUCCUCUCUUACCCUACGCACUUCUCCCUCACCGCGCGUUUUAGCAACGACAACACGACUCUGGAGUUCGACUUAAACGACGACGUUUCCUCUUCCUCCGACGUCGUUAUGCCGUACCACGCUUACUCCCCGUCUGGCUCCGCGUCUGGGAACGUCGUCUUCGUGAACCACGGCGAGGAGAGAGACUACCGAGCCCUCGAGAUGGUCGGAGUGAGCGUGAGAGGCUGUUUGGUUUUAGUUCGAAAGGGAGAGACUCUUGGAAGAGGAGUGAUCGUGAAGACGGCAGAGACUAAAGGUGCUCUCGGCGUCUUGAUAUACGACGAGAAAGACGGUGGUGGGCUCGGGGGCAUCGAGAGAGGCACGGUGAUGAGAGGAAUCGGUGACCCGGUUACUCCGGGUUGGCCCGGUGUCGUCGGAGGAGAGAAGCUAAGUUUGGAGGAUGAUCUUGUCUCUAAAAGAUUCCCAAAGAUUCCAUCUUUGCCUCUGUCUCUCCACAAUGCAGAGAUCAUAUUGGCUUCUCUGGCCAGAGCAAAAGCUCCGGUGGAGUGGCAAACGGGUCGGGUUGGGUCAUAA